AGAGGAGAUUAAUGAAGGACUAAACCGUGUUUGUUAACCUGUGAAAUGUAGAAUUCUGGGGUUUAUUGAACAUUUAAUGAAUAAAUGGGAAACAUUAGAAACUAAACAAAAAUUCAGGGACCUAUAUUGUAAAUUAAACAAAUUUGAAACUUUUAUAUCCGGGUCAAACUAUUCUUUUUGGGGGUCAAAAUCCGGGUCAAACUAUUCAACCACUGGUAUUAGAGAGAUUGCUUCUGAGUAUAGCGUUUACGAGGACGUGGUAUUUACGAAGAUUAAAGAGAGUGUAAACGUUGCUGCAUCUCAUCCGCUAAUGUCAGGAACCUUAGCCUUUGGUGUUGGGAUCUUUGCUCUGAAAAAGACGAGAAGAUUUGUUUACUACAAUACUCUACGAAUGUUCUUAAGCGAAGAGGCUUUGCUUUCUAGAGCAGAUCUUAGAGUAAAAGAGCUGAGACAAUCAAUGGAUCGUCUUACAGCCGAAAGUUAAAAGCUAGAGAUUUGGAGGCUGUUGGUUUUUGGAGUAAGAGGAGUAGCAAGACUUUUGAUCCUUUUUUAUUUUCACUACUUGAGGCUUUUUCUAUAUAGAUUUCAUGUCUCGUUUUAUACAUUUUAGAAAAGAAAAUGUAUUGUAGUUUGAACUAAUCAUUUCUUUUUGUUUCUUUUAUGAGAAAUGGUGAGAAUUUGUAUA
Raphanus sativus (radish) is the source of this 685-nucleotide messenger RNA. RefSeq lists its product as uncharacterized. Bases 77 to 484 code for a protein of 135 amino acids. The record is from RefSeq and is a predicted model, not a curated record. The transcript has 5 exons. Lineage: Eukaryota; Viridiplantae; Streptophyta; Magnoliopsida; Brassicales; Brassicaceae.